AUGGCAGAGAGAAAUAGAUUCAAAUACUUUCGAACCAACAAAGUGGGAAGAACAAGCCAGCUAGAUGAAGAAACUGCCUUCUUUGAAAGGAAAGAAGAAGGGUCUCCUAGGAAGAUAAUUUAUCGCAAUGAGUGUCCUAAUGAGCUGAAAGCCUUCGAAGACUGCAUGAAGAGCACAGGAAACAACCUCAGCGCAUGUGCUUCACAAAACUUAGCCCUUGGAACGUGUGGAAAGCACUUUUUUAAAGUCAUAAACGGAAUGUCGCAGCCAUACGAUUAUCAUAAAGGACUUCCUAAAUAA
Molecule: messenger RNA, 300 nt
Organism: Blepharisma stoltei
Lineage: Eukaryota; Ciliophora; Heterotrichea; Heterotrichida; Blepharismidae
Source: the annotation of a GenBank genome assembly